This is a messenger RNA of Maudiozyma barnettii, 2208 nucleotides long. It is a transcript of the gene RED1, whose product is annotated as Red1p. The record is from RefSeq and is a predicted model, not a curated record. Gene Ontology annotation, biological process: reciprocal meiotic recombination. NCBI's taxonomy places the organism in Eukaryota, Fungi, Ascomycota, Saccharomycetes, Saccharomycetales, Saccharomycetaceae. Bases 1 to 2208 code for a protein of 735 amino acids. The transcript has a single exon.
AUGAACUCAAAAUUUAUUAAUCCCCUAUAUUCAUUAAUUAAUUUAUCCCUCGAAAUUCCUUGUCGUGGUGAAAAUUGGAAAAUCUUUAUUCUAUUGAUUAGGAUUAUCAGUAUGAUACCUUCAAUAAGUGAUUCUUUUUUAAAAGAUAUUAUUGAGAUAAUUAAUUCAAAAUAUAUUUCAUUUGAUUUAUUUGUCCAGAAUUGUUGUUCUUCAAAUUUACAACAAUUGUCAUUUUUCAUGUUUCUUUUAUCAAGAAUUGAUUUAUCAAAACAAAAAAAAUAUCUUGGUAAUAAAUUAUUUCAAAUAUUAAAUUCUAGAAAUAAUGAUGGUCAUUCAGAAGAAAGAAUAUUUUCAUAUAUUUUACAAAACCAAAUUCAUGAUCCAGUCCUUAUGAACCCAAUUUUUAAACCAUCUGACGUAUGUUAUAAAUGUUCUGAGACUGGUUUGAAAAAUAAUCUAGAAAUAGGUGAAAAUUGGUUUAGUAUGGUACAAUUUAUUAAUGAUAAGAUAUAUUUGUGGAGUAAUUUAGGUUUAUGUAUUGAAUUCCACAGACCUUUUAUUCAUACCUUCAAAAAUUUAAAAGAAGAAAUUAUAUUCCAGUUACAAGAUGAAACAGCAAUCGAAUUAAUUAAUUGCAAUAAAUUUUCAGAUCAAUUCAAGAAAAUUUUAAAGAAAAUUAAAUACUUCUAUUUAGUAUUCGAUAAUUCUUUAAUUAAGGACGAAUUUUUUACUCUUUGUAAAAAAAGACAAAAAAUCAGUCAAUCAAUUGGUAUUAUUUCAUUAAAUUAUUUGGAUUUUGAAGAACAAGAACAAGACUCUGAUAUAACUAAUGGUGGUGGUGUUGCUGUCACUGCCGACAAUGAUGAAAUUAUUACAAGUUUGCCCGAAGUAAUUAAUGAUAUGGUUAGUAAAAAAAUAAAUUUAAACAUUCCACCUUCGAUUCAAAUGAUUUCAAAGCCUUCAACACAACUUAGAACUCCAGAUGAUUCAGAUCAAAGAGAAAAAUCCGAUGAAUGGAAAAUCAAUGAAACACCUUUAGAGACUCAUUGGAUGGGUAUACAGAAACAACAAUAUAAUAAUGAUGAUGAUGAUGAUGAUGGUGAUGGUGAUGGUGAUUAUAUUACAACUUCAAAAAAUGAACCUUCAAAUGGUCAAGAUCAAAGUUCAAAUAAGGCUGGAAAUAUGACAGAUAUUUCAAAAACAAUUGUAAGUAAUAAUAACACUAAAGUUUUACCUGAAGACACAGAUAAAUUUUCCUUAGAAAUAACAAAAUGUCAAACAAAUACAACUAAUCAUAAAAUUCAAAAAGACGAAAAAAGGGUUCCCGAAGUAAACAAAAAAACAGAAGUGAUAAACAAUAACAAAAAGAAUAUUAGUAUCCUUAAUAAUAUUUUUAAAGUAGAUGUUAAGAAACCUAAUAAAAGACUUAAGAAUAAAGUUUCUAAGAAAAAAACUACUGCUCCUAGACAAAAGAAAUUAUCGAAUGUUCAACAAAUUAUAACAAUUCCUUCCCAGGAUGUUACAACAAAAGUUAAAAAGCCUACCAUAUCUAUCCCAUCGGUUGAAAAAGAGAAAUACAAUGGUCCGGUAUUAAGAACAAGAGCACUCAACAAAAGAAAUGAAGUUCCUAAUUCGAAGGAAACUGUCUCAAGCAAGACACCCAAAAAGGCAAUCACAAAGAAACAGAAACUUAUUAAUCCUACCAUCGAAUCUGCAAUGACUACAUCAGAAUCAAAAGAUGGUAUAAUAAUUGAAUCUACCAACAACAGUGUCCUCAAUAAUAACGAAGUAACAAAACAUGAUCAUACGAUAGAUGAUAAAGAAAAAGUGCAUGUCCUUCAGGAAUCAACGACGAUCGUAAACAUGACACCUUCGAAUGUAUUAAACGCCCCAACUUGCAAUUCAUCCUUAUUGGACGCACAUGAUUUCACAAACGAAUUGCAAGCACAAAUCAACCGCUCAGUAGCUGUAUUUUCAAACGAACUUACCAGAAAGUUGCAAAUAAUAAAUGAUGAGAUGAAUAAUAGAGUUCUUAAAGACUUAUCAACAAAAUAUCAAGGUUUAAUAGAAGAAGUUCAAACAAAGUUUCAUAGUGAAACAGAAAGGAUCCUUCAAUUUGUAUCUAACUUUCAACAUUUGUUGCUACUUCCAGAGGAUGAAUUAAGGAACUCGAUAAGAAACAGUUGUGGUCCAUCAAAGGAGAAAUGA